CGUCCAGUUAAGGCCGAAGAAGAUACGGAAUAAAAGGAAACGAAUUUUAAUAUUUGGCGGUACAACUGGAGGCCGAGUUAUCGCCGAAAGGAAGGAAGAGGAAAUGGAGAAGCAAGUGAUGGCAGUAGAGCAGAAGGUGUAGUUGUUAUCAGUUUUAACUGAGGCAUACAUAGAAGGGUAGAGACGAGAAAUACAGAAGUUUUCAUCGAGAAAGGAGUAGCUUUUGUUGUCGUCGACUCGGCUUCGUCGUCGCUGGUGGCGGUGAUGGGGUGCUGCUGCUGCAAGUCCUCCCUGCAGCCGGAGAUCCAGCAGACGGAGGAGAAGUGGAGCAACCAAAGCCAGCAUCAACAGCAGCGCCGCCGCCCGUCCUUGACGCUCCAGGCGGCGGAGGGAGGCGGAGGGCGAGAGGUUCCGGCCUUCGACCAGUUCUCGCUGGCGGAGCUCAGGGCGGCGACCGACGGAUUCAGCCCUAAUAACGUUGUGUCGGAGAGCAGCGACAAGACCCCUAAUGUGGUCUACAAGGGCCGGCUGCAGAACCGCCGGUGGAUCGCCGUCAAGAAAUUCUCUAGGACUGCCUGGCCGGAUCCCAAACAGUUCGCCGAGGAAGCAUGGGGAGUUGGGAAAUUGAGGCACAGGAGGCUGGCGAAUCUGAUUGGGUACUGUUGCGAAGGGGAUGAGAGGCUUCUGGUUGCUGAGUACAUGCCAAAUGACACCCUUGCAAAGCAUCUCUUCCACUGGGAAAACCAAACCAUUGAAUGGGCUAUGCGUUUAAGAGUUGCAUUCUAUAUUGCUGAAGCCCUCAACUACUGUAGCAAUGAGGAACGACCACUAUAUCAUGACCUGAAUGCUUACAGAGUCCUUUUUGAUGAGGAUGGUGAUCCACGACUUUCUUGUUUUGGUCUUAUGAAGAACAGCAGGGAUGGGAAAAGUUAUAGCACAAAUCUAGCAUAUACACCACCAGAGUAUUUAAGAAAUGGGAGAGUAACACCAGAGAGUGUGAUAUUUAGUUUUGGCACCGUGCUCUUGGAUCUUUUGAGUGGAAAGCGCAUUCCUCCUUCUCGUGCUCUUGACAUGAUACGUGAUAAAAAUACUUUAGUCUUAAUGGAUUCCCACUUGGAAGGAAAUUUCUCGACCGAAGAGGCAACUACACUUGUUGACCUAGCUUCUCAGUGCUUACAGUCUGAGCCUAGGGACCGGCCCAAUUCAAAGAAACUGGUGGCAACACUUGGGCCAUUGCAAAGCAAAUCAGAGGUGCCAUCUUACGUUAUGAUGGGCUUUGAGAAGCAGCGUGAAGAAGCUCCUCCACCUCCGCAGCAACCUCUGUCGCCUAUGGGGGAGGCCUGCUCCAGAAUGGAUCUUACAGCUAUCCAUCAGAUUUUAGUAAUGACACACUACAGAGAUGAUGAAGUAACAAAUGAGCUAUCAUUUCAAGAAUGGACACAGCAGAUGAGGGAUAUGCUGGAAGCACGGAAGCGAGGGGAUUUUGCUUUCCGCGACAAAGAAUUUAAAACAGCAAUUGAGUGUUACUCACAGUUCAUCGACGUCGGCACAAUGAUCUCACCGACUGUGUAUGCUAGGCGAAGUUUGUGUCAUCUUUUGUGCGACCAACCUGAUGCUGCUCUACGAGAUGCAAUGCAAGCUCAAUGUCUUUACCCUGAUUGGCCUACUGCUUUCUAUAUGCAAGCCGUUGCUCUCGCCAAGCUGAACAUGCAGGGCGACUCGCAGGACAUGUUGCAGGAAGCUGCGAUGCUCGAAGAGAAGCGGCAGAAGAACACUAGAGGCUCCUAGUUUGGUCAUGUUCCUGUGAUUGUAUCUUCUCACUAUGCUUGUUCAUGUUGUGCUUGCGUGCCUGGGGAAAAAAAUAUCAUAGAGAAAAAUGGUUUGGAUCAAUUCAAUGUAUUUGGUUCUUUGUCAUCUAUCUCUUGAACUAAAGAUGUGAAUAAUUUGAUGAAUCC
Molecule: messenger RNA, 1955 nt
Organism: Zingiber officinale
Lineage: Eukaryota; Viridiplantae; Streptophyta; Magnoliopsida; Zingiberales; Zingiberaceae
Product: serine/threonine-protein kinase BSK1-like
Exons: 10
Coding region: 265-1788 (507 amino acids)
Biological process (GO): brassinosteroid mediated signaling pathway; protein phosphorylation
Molecular function (GO): ATP binding; protein kinase activity; protein binding
Source: RefSeq, a predicted model, not a curated record